GAAAACAGCUAAAAAAAGGUUCUCUACGAGAGUCAAUCAUGGGGCCGCAAACAUCCAGUCUUAGGAUGAGGAUUAAAUUUAAUACACCCAAGUCACCAACCGUUCCACGCUUCCACGACCCUCCACCCCCUUCUCAACCACCAUUCUCCUUUCCCUUCCCACCUUCCAUUCUUCAAUCUCCCUCUCUAUUAAUACUCCUCCAUUCCGUCAACAGCUCUCCCCACCGGUUCUUCUUCCACUAACGAAUUGGGAAUUUCCCUCUGUGCUCUCUCUCAGUAAAAAAUGCCAGACUUUGAUCGCUCUUCCGAUGAUGAUACUUCUGUGGAUUCGAGAGAUGACGAAAGUCAAAAUUCUGAGCUUCAAUUUUCAGAAGAUGAGGAAACUCUUGUUGUCAGAAUGUUUAAACUGGUCGGUGAAAGAUGGUCUCUGAUUGCUGGGAGAAUCCCCGGAAGAACAGCCGCAGAAAUUGAGCUAUACUGGAAUUCAAGAAACUCAACCAGCGGAUGAAGCACUAGAAGACGAAAUUCGUUACCUUAAGAUUUGUAUAAUACAGACUUUAUGCUUUUUGAGCAAUUAGGAAAACUGGAUCAUCCAUCUACUAUGUGUGAAACUCAAAAGAGCGCAGCUUCAGGAGUUAGAGAUAUGAUUUGCAUAGAACCCAUAAUAGAGUGGCUAGUCCAAUUCAGAGCACAUGUUUGUCAACUUGAAACGACUAGCCUGGAACAAAACUUGGUGUUUUGGUGUGCUUUACGAAGUUGAAAACUAAUACGUGAAGUAAUUUUGUUUUUGUUUUUUUUUGUUUUUGGUUGCCUGGGAAGAAAAGUUGGUGUGUAAUUUCAGAAAUAUGAAAAGAUGUUCAGUC
Molecule: messenger RNA, 862 nt
Organism: Malania oleifera
Lineage: Eukaryota; Viridiplantae; Streptophyta; Magnoliopsida; Santalales; Ximeniaceae
Product: MYB-like transcription factor ETC1
Exons: 3
Coding region: 283-507 (74 amino acids)
Biological process (GO): cell differentiation
Cellular component (GO): nucleus
Molecular function (GO): transcription cis-regulatory region binding
Source: RefSeq, a predicted model, not a curated record